Bombyx mori (domestic silkworm) is the source of this 1423-nucleotide messenger RNA. RefSeq names its product tRNA (guanine(37)-N1)-methyltransferase. Gene Ontology annotation, cellular component: cytoplasm; mitochondrial matrix. The record is from RefSeq and is a predicted model, not a curated record. Gene Ontology annotation, biological process: mitochondrial tRNA methylation; tRNA N1-guanine methylation. The coding region runs from base 42 to 1367 and encodes 441 amino acids. Gene Ontology annotation, molecular function: tRNA (guanine(37)-N1)-methyltransferase activity. The transcript has a single exon. NCBI's taxonomy places the organism in Eukaryota, Metazoa, Arthropoda, Insecta, Lepidoptera, Bombycidae.
AUAGGUUAGUAUUGCGAUGAAUCUUGCGUAGAUAUUUUCACAUGACUUUUACAUUAAUCAUUAGACUUUUACAUACAAUGACUUCCUCUUUGGUUCCCCUCAAUGUUCGUGGUAUGAAGGUCCUUGACCGCUCAAAAUUCUUGCGUAACAUCAAAGUGCCAGUGUUGAAGGUCAGUGAACAGACAUUGGCGAAAAUUACACCACUCUGCAAGUCUUACUUUUUAAAACUGGAACGAUUCAAGCCGGUACAGAGCUCGAAGCUGGACGGAGAGGAGUCCAAAAAAAACAUUUACUUGAACCCUGAUACUAUAAACAGUUGGACUGAUAUUGAAGAAAAUGUUCGGAAGGACAUGUCCGUCUUCGAGGUCAAUGAAUCCAACUUUAAUACCCAAGAAAUACAACUGACAUACGAUAAUUGGAGUUUUGACAUCAUUUUCAAUGCUGUCUUACCUGAAAAUGAAGAAAAACUAAGCAGUUUCUCACACAUCGGACACAUCAUUCACUUGAAUUUACGAGAUCAUUUACUUGAUUAUCGUUUCUUGAUUGGUGAAGUCUUGCUCGACAAAAUAAGGUCAUGUCGGACUGUAGUCAAUAAAAGUAACACUAUAAAUAAUACAUAUCGCAACUUCAGCAUGGAACUUUUAGCAGGGGACGAAGAUUAUAUUGUUACUGUCAAAGAAAAUCGAUGUAAUUUCGAAUUUGAUUUCUCAAAAGUUUACUGGAAUCCAAGAUUAUGUAAAGAGCACGAAAGAAUACUAAGUUAUUUGAAACAAGGCGAUGUCUUAUUUGACAUCUUCUGUGGAGUUGGACCAUUCUCGAUACCAGCAGCGAAACGCAAAACCAUUGUUUAUGCAAACGACCUGAAUCCUGAAUCAUACAAAUGGUUGAACCAUAAUGCAGAGAAAAAUAAAAUAAACAAUCAAUACUUUAAAUCAUACAAUUUGGAUGGUAAGGAAUUCAUUUUAACUGUGCUCAAAGAUUAUUUAUUAGAUCUAUGUAAUGAAAAAAGAAAGCUCGAUGAUAGUUCUCGGAUACACAUUACCAUGAAUCUACCAGCAUUGGCAGUUGAAUUUUUGAAAUAUUUUAAGGGUUUGGUGCGUAGUGAGAAUGUAAAUAAUUUGAAAAAUGAAAUUAUAGUUUAUGUUUAUUGUUUUGCGGCUACAAAGGAAAUUGCAAAGGAAAUGGUCUGUGAAAAUAUUGCCAUUGAUAUCUCAAAGAAUAUAAUUGAAGUGUUUGAUGUACGUAAUGUGUCUCCAAAGAAGGAGAUGAUGCGUGUUACCAUUAAGUUAACUAAUGAUAUUUUGUGCAUAAAUAGUGAUGAUCAUAGUGAACCUCCUUUGAAAAAGUUAUGUGUUGAAAGUAAAUAGUUGUUUCAAUGAAUAUUUCUACGUUUUAUAAUUAAAUUCUUAUACAACAGUGAAAA